This is a messenger RNA of Tetranychus urticae (two-spotted spider mite), 1103 nucleotides long. It is a transcript of the gene Gclm, whose product is annotated as Glutamate-cysteine ligase modifier subunit. Gene Ontology annotation, cellular component: glutamate-cysteine ligase complex. The record is from RefSeq and is a predicted model, not a curated record. Gene Ontology annotation, biological process: glutathione biosynthetic process. Gene Ontology annotation, molecular function: glutamate-cysteine ligase catalytic subunit binding; enzyme regulator activity. NCBI's taxonomy places the organism in Eukaryota, Metazoa, Arthropoda, Arachnida, Trombidiformes, Tetranychidae.
UUAUUCUGGAAAAAAGUAUAGGGAGAGAAAGAAGAGAGAGCAAAGAUAAUCUAUUGAAUGUCACAAGUGAACUCGUAAUAAUAAAGUUAACUUACCUAUUGAGCAGUUUUAAUUAUUAGUCAAACUCAUUUGCCUACAAUUAUUCCAGCUAUCCUUGUUAUUCCAUCCAGACUCCAAAUUUCAUAGAAAUCAGUAUUUAAAGCCGAAUCGAAAUGGAUAGCUCAACAGACCAAAAUCACAUUGAACCAUCUAUUGGACAGAUUUAUAUUGACAGUGGCAAUCUACUUAGGGUCGAAGAGGUUAAAAGGCAAGCAACAUUAUUGCCUGAUGAAGAGGUAGUUACUGGGUUGAGUAUUGCGGUCAAUGCUUGGAGAAACAAAAAGAUCAAUCAUGUUGUCAAAGAUUCAAAAUUGAUAAUCUCUAAAUUCUCUGGGGAAGAUAAAAUUGACCCAACGACAAGGGAGAAUUGUAAAAUUACAAUUAAACUGUUCAUUUACAGUGACAUAUGCACUUUAUUGGAGGAUGCCCUUGAUUUUGCUCUUGAAAUGUUAAACACGGACUAUCUGGACUCAUUGAUAAUUGCCAUUCAAUCCUCUGAUGGGACAAAAUUGCCCAUGGAUAAGAUAAAGAGCAUUUGGAAAUGUACAGAAAAAAUUGGAAUUAAUAAGGUUAAAGACUUUGGCAUGUCUGAUUUGGAUACCGAUCAAUUGGCCGAACUUUACCAAUCCGCAAAACAGAUCAAACCAUCCAGUAAUCAAAUUAAUCUAGAAUCUUGUUGCGUUAUACCACCAGAAAUGCGAGAUUUUGCUCAGAAUAACAACAUCAAAUUGCUGACUCAUAAUGAUCCUCGAGAUUUUCUAUCUACUGAAAAGUUUAAUCAAAUAAUUUCAUGCUGUGGCAUAGAGGAUGUUCAAAACUGGUCCCGAUUUUGGAUCGCCAGGUAUACCAUUUUACAGAAACAUAAAGGAAUCGUCCAGAACAAGGGAUACAUCUUGUCGACUCAAAAGAAAUAGAGACAAAGUUUCAAUUUAAAUUGAUUUUAUCAACUUAUAAUUUGCAAUUAUGUCCAACACAAAAUAAAAAUAAACCAUUUAACCAAUUAA